AUGAAGAUCACUGUAAUGACGACUGACGAACAAAUCGUCACUCUCGAUGUGGAUCGUGACGAAUCUGUAGAGAACCUGAAAGCUCUGCUGGAAGUUGAGACACAAGUGCCUCUGCAACAGCAACAGCUUCUGUACAAUGGGAAGGAAAUGAGGAAUUCUGACAAACUGAGUGCUGUAGGCGUUGGUGAUGGUGAUUUGGUAAUGAUGGUGUCUAGUGCAGCAUCCCAGUCUAGUGCCCCUGCAAAUGACUUGAGCUUCAAACAAGAUGGAUCUGCAGUAAAUCCUUCAGCUUUCCAACAACACUUGCGAAAUGAUUCAAAUUUGAUGGCCCAACUUUUUCAGAAUGAUCCUGAGUUAGCACAAGCUGUCCUUGGGAAUGACCUAAAUAGGCUACAAGAGCUUCUACGUUUGCGUCAUCAGCAUAAAUCAGAGCUACGGCGUCGUCAAGAAGAGGAGAUGGCACUGCUGUAUGCUGAUCCAUUCGAUGUCGAGGCACAAAGGAAAAUUGAAGAGCAAAUUCGCCAGAAAGGAAUUGAAGAAAAUUGGGCAGCUGCACUAGAACACAAUCCUGAAGCUUUUGGAACUGUGGUUAUGUUAUAUGUUGACAUGGAAGUAAAUGGUCAUCCUCUAAAGGCUUUCGUGGAUAGUGGAGCUCAGUCAACAAUUAUAUCUAAAAGCUGUGCAGAACGUUGUGGAUUGUGGAGAUUAUUAGAUACACGCUACAAGGGAAUUGCUCGUGGAGUUGGUCAAACAGAGAUACUAGGUCGUAUUCAUGUUGCUCCAAUCAAGAUUGGAAAAAUCUUCUACCCUUGUUCUUUUGUGGUGCUGGAUUCUCCCAAUAUGGAAUUUCUCUUUGGACUUGAUAUGCUUCGCAAGCACCAGUGCAUGAUUGAUCUGAAGGACAAUGUUCUGAGAGUUGGCGGAGGAGAGGUUGCUGUACCAUUUCUACAUGAGAAGGAUAUUCCCAGUCAUUUUCUCGAUGAGAGGAAGGCCGAGGCUUCGAGCUCAGGAGCCCAGGCAACAUCAGGAGCAACGGGGAAGACUGAUCCUACAAAAGGAAGUCCUUCUGGAAGUGCCGGUGGGAACUUAACACAGGGACCUGAAUUUGAAGCCAAAGUUGCAAAGCUUGUUGAGUUAGGCUUUGGAAGGGAGGCAGUAGUACAAGCUCUCAAGUUUUUUGAUGGUAACGAAGAACAAGCUGCCGGAUAUCUAUUUGGGGGUUGA
Messenger RNA from Solanum lycopersicum (tomato), 1224 nucleotides. Its product is annotated as Hop-interacting protein THI111. NCBI's taxonomy places the organism in Eukaryota, Viridiplantae, Streptophyta, Magnoliopsida, Solanales, Solanaceae. Gene Ontology annotation, molecular function: aspartic-type endopeptidase activity; protein binding. The record is from RefSeq and is marked provisional. Gene Ontology annotation, biological process: proteolysis.